AUGCUUAUCUCUAAGUGGAUUGCUUUUGCCGGUUUGCUAGGUGUUGCAGUCGCUUCUCCUGGCAAGUCUUUGGCGAAAAGAACUACAGUGGACGAGGUGCUCACUGAUAUUGAGGGGGCGGUGACGUGUGCUGCCUGCGAGGCCUUGCUCGUAGUCCUUCAGGCUCUGGCCCAUGUAGGCAAUGAUGAUUUCGUCGAUGUCAUCACCGACGUCUGUAUUUUGGCGGGGGUGGAAGACUCGGACGUCUGUACAGGUGCGAUCGCUCGAGAAGGCCCAGUACUAGCUCAUGAUCUUCGCGAGAUGAGCAUCCCUUCUAAGACGGCGACUCUCUUCUGCUCAACUAUUUUCGGACUUUGUGACUACCCUGCCGUUACUGAAUACUCUCUCGACUUUCCAUCCGCAAAGCCAGACACUUCUCGCCCAUCGCCCAGUGGCGAGACACCGAUUCAAGUCGUCCACAUCAGUGAUAUCCACGUUGACCUGUUUUACGAAACUGGCGCAAGCUAUAACUGCACCAAGAACAUCUGCUGUCGCCCAUAUACUUCAGCCGACGCUCCUGGAAAUACUAGCUAUCCUGCUGGUGAAUAUGGAAAUCACAACUGUGACGCUCCAUUGAGUCUGGAGCAAUCGAUGUAUGAAGCAGUGGCCACCUUGGUGCCCGAUGCUUCAUUCACCAUCUUCACUGGCGAUGUGGUCGAGGGCGCUGUUUGGCUUGUCAACGAAACCGAAGUUACCAACGAUCUGAACGACGCCUAUCAAACACGCAUGCCUAAUUAUCUUAACUUGGUCUACCCUGUUAUUGGAAAUCAUGACACUGCCCCCGUCAAUUCCUUCCCGCCAAGCGAUAUCGACACCACACUGGGUAGUGACUGGGCCUACUCUACCCUCAGCUCCGACUGGACUCAAUGGAUUGGAUCAACAGCCGCGACCACUGCCGAUAACUACGGUGCUUACUCCGUCUUGUAUCCCCACGGCAACCUUAGAAUCAUAUCUUUCAACUCCAACUUCUACUACAAGGAGAACUUCUGGUUGUACGAGAAGACCAUGCAGUCGGAUCCCAAUGGCCAGCUGGCAUGGCUCGUAACUGAGUUAGAUGCAGCUGAAACUGCUGGCUCCCGGGUCUGGCUCGUAGGACACAUGCCAAUGGGAGGAUCAGACGCUUUCCAUGAUGGAUCUAAUUAUUUCAACCAAAUCAUCCAGCGUUACGACGCAACUAUCGCCGCUACCUUCUAUGGACACACCCACAAGGACGAGUUCGAGAUCGCUUACUCGAACUAUUCCAACCCAACUGCCGACACUGCGACUAUGAUGUCCUACAUUGCACCCGCCCUGACUCCGACCUCUGGAAACCCUACCUUCCGGGUUUACUCCAUUGAUCCAGUCACAUUUGGUGUGCUCGAUUUCGAGGUUUACAUCGCGAACAUGUCGGACCCGAACUACCAGACCAAGCCAACUUGGGAGAAGUACUACUCUGCGAAGGAAACCUAUGGCUCUCUUCUCACCCCGGCUGUCACAGACAGCUCUGCUGAACUGACUCCUGCCUUCUGGCACAACCUAACUGUCCUGUUCGAGGAAGACGACACUGUUUUCCAGGACUAUAUUGCUCGCAAGUCUCGAGGAUGGGAUUAUUCAUCUUGCACUGGAGACUGUAAGACUGAUGAGAUCUGCCAGCUUCGUGCCGCUGAAUCGCAGUAUAACUGCGUGACCAUCACCCCCGGCAUUAGCUUCAAGAAGCGUGAUAUUUCCACUAAAUUGCACGAAGAGAGCGUAUGCGGUGAAUCUGUUAUUGGGACUAUGUUCUCGGAUUUCGAGGGCGCUGUGUCUGCACUCAAGUCGUCCUUGGCUUCGAGUUUCUUGAACACCACGGUCAACUCUACUGUCGCGUAA
Penicillium atrosanguineum is the source of this 1887-nucleotide messenger RNA. RefSeq names its product sphingomyelin phosphodiesterase. The record is from RefSeq and is a predicted model, not a curated record. Gene Ontology annotation, biological process: sphingomyelin catabolic process. Gene Ontology annotation, molecular function: sphingomyelin phosphodiesterase activity. Lineage: Eukaryota; Fungi; Ascomycota; Eurotiomycetes; Eurotiales; Aspergillaceae. The transcript is spliced from 4 exons. Bases 1 to 1887 code for a protein of 628 amino acids.